AUGUUUGGAGCGCUCGGAGGAUUACUAAGCCAAGACGGGGCCUCGCGUCUCUUGAGGUGGCCUCGCGCAGAGCACUUUCGACAGGUUGCCACCCAAAAUCCGCGAAGCGUUUCGACAACCGCCAAAAAUAUCCCUGCCUUGCCCUCGGAUGAGCCUCAUUGGAUUCAGGAUCUCUCUAUGGAGUUCUGGAACCGUCUGAUUGGAGGCUCAGGCUCUGCUUCGAGCGCUGUCAAUAAACAACCUCCGCCAAGGCACUGGCAGUCAUUACUACACUCCUGGCGCAACUCCCGUGAAUUCGAUCCGUCGUCGCAGGACCACCUGCGUGGUUAUAUAAAACGACUCAAUGAACUUCUAGUUGAGGAAGAGAAAAGCUCCUCUCCGUUAUGCAUGAACUUUUGUUAUGAGCAACAGGUGUUCAUUGCACUUUCAAAAAUUGGGCAAGCCGGUUCGCCCGGCGUUAUCAAAGAAUGUAUAGCAGCCUUUUCGACAUUGAUAGAUAACGAGGAUGAAGAAUUUUUGGCCCAAGAAAGCUUCUCCCAAAGCUUGAUCGGAUUCUUGCGAAAAACUGGCCAGAAAAGCCACAGGUCGUUUGAGGGAGAAUAUGUAGAGCUUUUAUUCAGUAUUGCCCAGAAGAUAAGGCUGAGUCGGGAUAUUCUACCUGCAUGGUUUACCACGCGGGCCGAUGAAGAAGGAGGGAGAGGUUAUGAAGGUCUGUGUCCGCAACAAAAGUUUGCUGGAAUCACCAACAAGGAUGAUUUCCCCCUGUUCUAUCUCUUGAUUGAUUACGUUCAUCACGAAGGGAGAGUGGGUGAUUUUGCCAGGACAGGCCUUCUUUAUAUCAUUGAGGCCGCAUCCACUUCGGGCGACUUGGAAAAGUGGAUAGUUGAAAGUGACCUUGCUACUCUGAUGGCAUCCGGUUUGGGUGCUCUAUACAGCCAACUAAGCAGAAAACUAGUGGUUGAUUACCCCACAGCGGACCCGCCCACCAUUCUGGUUCUUUCGGAUUGCUCCUCUUGCCCCUUAGCUUUUGGAGCUGAAAGCUCAACUUCAGAAGACUUUCAGACACAUCUAGAGACUUUCCUAUCGUAUCUAAUUUUCUGGCAGGAUGUGCUUGAGCACUGCAGAUCCACUGAGGUGAAGCAGACACUACUUGAUCAUUUUCAAGUCCUGUUUCUACAACAGCUGCUAUAUCCCUCGUUGUUGGAAUCGUCGGAUUUGGACGGUGGGUCCUCGGUUGCGGUUCUGACUUAUGUCCGGGUUGUUCUCGAUACUUUGGAACAUCCUGACAUUAUUCACCUGAUACUUUCUUACCUAAUGGCUCUACCGGACGAGACUAAAGCAGCGUCUGCUCCCUCAUCACCCUCCGUUGCGAAGCGAAGGAAAUCGCUUGAUCUCUUAAAUAAAGUUACUGAGAUGGACGACAAACCUUCGCCUGAUUUGUUUAACCUCGUCGACUUGGUAUUGACUAGUCUUAAAUCUAAGUCCCAACAAACAGUGUCCGCGACCCUAAAACUUAUCUCUACUAUAUUGAGAAAACACCACCCAUACUCAAUCUCUACGCUGUUGAAAGUAAUCCCUGUUGCAGCUGACGCUCAAUUACGCACCUUGGGUGCGCACAACAAAGAGAUGGAACUAUUUUUCUCGCUGGUGGGAGAUAUCUCGGAGGACGGAGACGUCUCUGAAAGCUAUGGAGAACAUUUGAAGGACGUAUUGAGUUUGUUGGAAUCACACCCUUGCUCAAUGAAAGUGCUUGCUUUAAAGAAUUCCGCGUUCGCGGGCGGAGCAGAAGAUGCUCGAGAACCCGAAAACCCAAAGGUCAGGGAUAUGUAUACGCACACUGUUCAUCCUAACGACCCACUACUCAGAAGUGUUGUGGAUUUGUUGAAAAGCUUUUUCUCCAACACUGUUGAGACCAAUCUGACUCUCACAGCCGUGAUUGUGGAUCUUGCGACUUGCUCAUUCAUGAGGCCAGAAGGUUGGCUAUUAUUUGAUCCGACUUCUUAUGAAUUUGACGACAGCGAUGACGAGCGAGAUGGUGAUGAGUGGGACCAACUUGAGGACGUUGAGAAUGAAUUGACCAGUAUUAUGGGGGAUAGUGACGAGCAAGCCUAUCGGCGCAAGGAGAAGAAGCGAGCGAAAGACCUAAAGCGGGCAAACCGGCAACCAAGAUGGACAAAUACACCGCCAAUUCUUCAAGCUAUUGAGGAUUUAGUAAGCCAGGUCCAAGCUUACCGAAGAGCUAUUCCAGAUUUAGACGAUAAGCUAUCGGAGAGGAAGCGCGCGUUCCAGUUUACAGAUGAAUUAAAUGAUGCUUUACUAUCUAGCCCAUUGCCGCAGCCUACACCCCCUACCCGAACUUCAGUUCUAGAUUCUAUUUCUGCAAAGAAUCUUAUGAGACCCUCCAGUGCACAUACGCCAAUCGUCCGCUCUCGGCAACCCUCCGGUGGUUCAGGUCACUCGACUCCAGCCCCGAAUUCGCUUGUGCCUACUAGAUCCACGAUAUCUACACCUUCACCGGCGCAUGGGAUAUCUCCAUCGGUGGGUUUAGCCAGAUCUCCCGAAAGUCCUUUUAAUCAUCACAUGUUGGAAACCACGCAGCGAAGAAUCAGGGUAUUGCGACCAGGACAAGCAAUACUACAUCUCCCACCUCCACCCGAAGGUGAGAGCAGAGAGGGAAGCGUUACGGGAAUAGAAACACCACCGACAAUGGGGGAUUUUGUAAGGGUCGGGGGAGACUUUACGUUAAGCCAUUUGUUGACCAAUAUCAUGGUCCUUCGGGAAUUUGUGCUGGAACUGGGUGCCUUGGUUCAAGUUCGAGCAUCUUUGUUUGGGGACCUUAGGUUUGCCUAAAAGAGCGUGGACUUGGUCCGAAUUUUUCUGUUUAUGGGCUUGCCCCACAGAUAUCAUAGCGUGCUCCGAGUCACUUAUUUUCCCCUGCUUCUUGCUUCUCUACAAAUAUUUUUUUCCUUUCAUUUCAGAGCGUGUAGGCAUCGCAUCGCAUCGGUGUAUAGUAUGACCGCACGGACCUGUGAUGCCGAAAUUUAUGGGGUCCC
Molecule: messenger RNA, 3053 nt
Organism: Tuber melanosporum (Perigord truffle)
Lineage: Eukaryota; Fungi; Ascomycota; Pezizomycetes; Pezizales; Tuberaceae
Exons: 8
Coding region: 1-2850 (949 amino acids)
Source: RefSeq, a predicted model, not a curated record